GCAAAGGAAAAAAAUAGAAAUCGGCUCCUCCAGGCGCUGGGCGCGCGUCACGUGAGUCUCACGAGCGGACGCGGUCACCGUCACUCUCUCCCAACUCACUUCAGUCACACGCUCCCGCCCGUCCGCCUCUUCCCCGAAGUCCCCCCGGCCCCACCGACGCCUGCCUGCGGGGUCCAGCCGCCGGCGGCGGCCGCGCUCCUCCGUCCUCCCUCCGCGACGCUUGCGACCCGUCCGUCCUGCGCCCAGCGGUCCCUCGUGGCAGCAGCGGGGGGCGAGCCGGCGGCGCCCGGGGUCCUCUUUGCUCUCGCCGGCUGCUGGCAGCCCGCCCCCUCGUCGUCUAGACUGGCCGUGAUGCUCCUGGCGCGCACCCUGCGCUCCCGCCUCCGCCCGCCGCUCUCCGUGGCGGCGGCGUUCUCCUCGGCGCCGGCAUCGGCGGCCGCGGCGGAGGCGGAGCGAGCGAUACGGGACGGGCCCCGGAACGAUUGGAGCAGGCCUGCGAUCCAGGCCGUCUACGACUCCCCGCUCCUCGACCUCCUCUUCCACGGGGCUCAGGUCCACAGAAAUGUGCACAAAUUUAGAGAAGUGCAGCAAUGCACACUUCUUUCAAUAAAGACUGGUGGGUGCAGUGAAGAUUGUUCUUACUGCCCUCAGUCAUCAAGAUAUGAUACUGGAUUGAAGGCCCAGAAAUUGAUGAACAAAGAUGCUGUCCUAGAAGCAGCAAAAAAGGCAAAAGAGGCUGGGAGCACCCGUUUUUGCAUGGGAGCUGCAUGGAGAGAAACCAUCGGAAGGAAAACAAAUUUCAAUCAGAUUCUUGAAUAUGUCAAGGAAAUAAGGGGUAUGGGCAUGGAGGUCUGUUGCACGCUGGGCAUGAUAGAGAAACAACAGGCUGAAGAACUGAAGAAGGCUGGACUUACAGCAUACAAUCAUAACCUUGAUACAUCAAGAGAGUAUUACCCCAAUAUUAUUACCACAAGAUCAUAUGAUGAUAGACUGCAGACUCUCCAGCAUGUUCGUGAAGCUGGAAUAAGCAUCUGUUCAGGUGGAAUAAUUGGUCUCGGAGAAGCAGAGGACGACCGUGUGGGGUUGUUGCAUACACUAGCCACCUUGCCUACACACCCAGAAAGUGUUCCUAUUAAUGCAUUGGUUGCUGUAAAAGGCACACCUCUUGAGGAUCAGAAGCCUGUAGAGAUCUGGGAAAUGAUCCGCAUGAUUGCCACUGCUCGGAUCGUGAUGCCAAAGGCAAUGGUGAGGCUUUCGGCAGGCCGCGUACGGUUCUCCAUGCCAGAACAAGCGCUCUGCUUCCUUGCUGGGGCCAACUCUAUAUUUGCCGGUGAGAAACUUCUGACUACCGCGAACAAUGACUUCAAUGCAGACCAGGCAAUGUUCAAGAUACUAGGUCUUAUCCCCAAGGCCCCAAGCUUUGGUGACGAAGAGGCGGUAGCUCCUGCUGAGGCCGAGAGGCCUGAACAAGCUGCUUCAAUGUAGAGCAUUGUAUUGGAGAAACCACUAUUUUUUAGUCGCUUGAGAUUGAUUAAAAUAAAGUAGGCCCACGGCAUGCUUCUACUGUUGUCUUUUUUAUCCAUGUAAGUAGAUGUUGGAAUGUGGUAGCUCAUGUACUUAGCAAGUUGAGCCAAUCAGCUCUCUGAAUCGGUCUAGUUUCAUGUAGCACCAGAGUUUCUCGGAUCUUCUCUUUUUAAGGGUCGGUUAAAUGAAUGAAAGGAAGGCUACCUGUUACUCAAGAAAA
Molecule: messenger RNA, 1744 nt
Organism: Panicum virgatum (switchgrass)
Lineage: Eukaryota; Viridiplantae; Streptophyta; Magnoliopsida; Poales; Poaceae
Product: biotin synthase, mitochondrial-like
Exons: 6
Biological process (GO): biotin biosynthetic process
Cellular component (GO): mitochondrion
Molecular function (GO): biotin synthase activity; 2 iron, 2 sulfur cluster binding
Source: RefSeq, a predicted model, not a curated record